AUGGGAACAGUGGCACUUGAUGCCACGGUGUUCACCGCUUUGGGAAUAUUGGGAAAAUCUGCAACAAGAACACCGCGAGUUUUAUCGGUUGUUUCUUCGGUUUUCGAGAGAUCCAUUCGAAAGAAUGAGAAAUUAAUUAGGCGAUCAAAGAUGAAAGAUGUGAUUACAAUGUUCCAUGCAUCAGAAGUUCCCGCCUUGAGCAUCAGACGGUAUAUCGAGCGCAUUUUCAAGUACUCAAGCUGCAGCCCUUCUUGCUUUGUUGUUGCAUACAUAUACAUCGAAAGGUUCCUUCAACGCACAGGGAUUUGUCUUACUUCUCUCAACAUUCACCGCCUUUUGAUCACCAGCAUUAUGGUCGCUGCAAAAUUUAUGGAUGAUGAAUGUUAUAGCAACGCCUACCAUGCCAAAAUUGGAGGUGUGAGCUUAUCUGAGUUGAACAAAUUAGAGAUUGAAUUCUUGUUGAGUCUGGAUUUUAAACUCCAUGUAACUAUAAACACGUUUGGAAAGUACUGUCGGCAGCUUGAGGAUGGUGUUGGAGAGAACCAAAUUAGUUUGAGGGCGUCCAGCAUCCAUGGAGACUGACAAAACGAAACGCCUUUGUGUAUGGUGUUCAGACACCGAAUUUGAUUCUAAUUCAAAUUGAAAAAAUGUAAAAUACGUUAGGGAACCUUGAUUCUAAUUCAAUUUUAUUGAACAAUUUGUACUCAAUCUGUGUAGGCAACAUAUGCAAAUACUUAAUUAUGGACACCACCUUAUCAAAAUU
Prunus dulcis (almond) is the source of this 763-nucleotide messenger RNA. RefSeq names its product cyclin-P3-1. The record is from RefSeq and is a predicted model, not a curated record. Gene Ontology annotation, molecular function: protein kinase binding. Gene Ontology annotation, biological process: regulation of cyclin-dependent protein serine/threonine kinase activity. The transcript has 2 exons. NCBI's taxonomy places the organism in Eukaryota, Viridiplantae, Streptophyta, Magnoliopsida, Rosales, Rosaceae. The coding region runs from base 1 to 582 and encodes 193 amino acids.